This is a messenger RNA of Cheilinus undulatus (humphead wrasse), 2049 nucleotides long. RefSeq names its product cilia and flagella associated protein 99 (gene cfap99). The record is from RefSeq and is a predicted model, not a curated record. NCBI's taxonomy places the organism in Eukaryota, Metazoa, Chordata, Actinopteri, Labriformes, Labridae. Bases 1 to 1941 code for a protein of 646 amino acids. The transcript is spliced from 15 exons.
AUGGCACUAAGCUAUGCUUCACUUGCCAAGGGGGCCAUUGCUCUGCUCGACAGGUUCAGUGCAGGCAGACAGUGUCUGGAUGACUUCACUGAAGAUGCUUCAAAGGAUCUACAGAGCAUGGACACCGUUCACAAGAAGUUCAUACUUGAUGUUGUUUCUGGAUGUGCUGAGCAUAAAAAGUUACUGGACGUAGUCAUCGACGUCUUCUAUGGCCAGAAUGGGAAAUGUGUAUCUGGAGGAGAUCACAGUCAAUUUGCCAUUGUCUGUUAUCUUGCCAUGUUUGCCCUUGAUGACAUCGGGCUUCAGCGUUAUAGCAGCAUUGUUAAAUCUCUGAACACGAAGAAGAUGCACAUGUUUCUGACUUUCUUCUUUACAAACCUAACCACAUGGAUACAAGAGGAAUGGAAUAAAAUCUAUGAUGCUGCCUAUGUGGAGAAACACUGGAUCGGCCCUCUGCUGAGAUGGCGCCCUGAGAUCAACUCUCUCUUGGACCAGCUUUCUCUGCAAAUAUCUCAAGGGAAUGUGAUAAAGAAAUUUCCAGCAAAAACCACUGAGCCCAAGGGGUUUUCUCUUACCAAACCCAAACCUCCUGCUCUGCCUCUGCCCGAGAUCAUCCCACAGCAGCAGAAAUGCAAACCAGUACCAAGUAGCACAUACAGGCCUCCUAAAGAGAUGCGGAUGAUUGAGGAGAUCAAACAGAAGAACCAUCAAAAGACUGAGGAGCUGCUCUAUGAAGCAAACAUGAAAAAGUUCAGAUGUGGAAACACACAGAAGUCUGAACACACCAAGAGAGUGAUGUCACAGAUUAAGGAGGAACUGGAUUCAAAACUGAAGUUCAAUUCUGUUUAUUCCUCUGGUCCUCCGUCCUCUAAAAAGACUAACAAAUUAUCUAUCAAGCUAAACAAUGCAGCAAUCCUGAGGCAGCGGGUGCUGUAUGACCGUCAUGUGGAGGAGGAAGUGCAAAGAAUAGAGCGCCUGGCUGAGGGUGCCUUCGAGCCAUCAUCCUUCCUGCAGUGGCAGAAGGAAAUGCAUGAGAGGGAUCUCCAGGAGGAGCCAGCUGCCAUGGAACGCAGGCAUUUGGAGGUACUCAUCAGUGAUAAAGAGGCUGCAAUGGCACGCACAUGCCUAAUGGAACGCAACCAGAAGGCUGCUCAGCUGAAGAAGGAAGAGACUGCUGAGUUGAUGAGGAACUAUGCUGAGAAGAGGCUGCAGGAGGAAAAAGAAAUGAGAGACUUGGUGCAACAAGUAGCAGAAGGCCACAAGAACUCAAAGGCAGCUAAGGAGCGGAUACAGAAAUUCAAGCAAAGCAUAGUCAAAGAAGUGUCAGAGGAAAAUCGAGAGCUUCUCCGUCAAGCUCUAGAGGAGGCACAGGCCGAGCUCAGCAGGAAAUUUGAAAUAAUUCAGGAAAUCCGCUCCCUUAAAUCACUUCCUCGUGACAGAGUGAAGAACUUUGAUGACACACAGACUGCAGGACAUGAGCUCCUAGGUGAGAUGUCCUUGUUUGAGCUGAAGGAGCGGCUCGCCCUCCUCAAGGAGGCACAGCAGGCGGAGAAACAGGGGAAACGGGAGCAGAUCCUGGAGGAGAAGCAGAACAAGAAGGAGAUGCUGCUGGACCACCUGGACAAAAUUGGCCUCCAUAGGAGAGCACUGGCACAAGCUGCAGCCAUUAGGAGAGAGGAGAGGAAAAACAGGCUGAAUAUUCGGCAGGGAGCCGCUCAGGAUGAGAGGGUUUUGGCUCUGCAGAGGAAGCUGGAGGAGAAACAACAGGAGCACCAAAGGCUGAGGCAAAUAGAGAGCAAGAGGGCAAAAGCCUCCAAGCAAGCAGCUGCACAGUCUGUUAAAAAUAUCGAGACACGCAACAAAAUGGAGAUAAGCUGGGAGGAACUGGAGCUGAACUUAGAGCGCCAUAUCCAGAAGGAAACUCCUUAUGCUGUCCUCUGAUGAAAACUUACAACACCUAAAUAUGCUGCAACACAAUGCUUGUGAAUGCUUUACUAGUACAAAGGCUGUAGUAUAAUUAGCUUCUUAUCUAAGGUUAUGCUCCAAAUU